UAAAUUAGCAUGUAUAUAAUAUGGUAUAUAAAUAAACAAAUUUGUCUUGUGUUUUUAGGACAGAUACUAUAACAUUUUUGAGGGUGGGGUUUAAGAGGCUUGUGGUUAAUUUCAUCGGAUGGGAGUUUCAUAUUCAACUAAAUUUCUUUAAACUGGUUUAUCAUCAUACACAUUAUUAACAGUGUUUUCUCUUCCUGACUUUACAUCACAACACUGUCAGAUUGAUGUUGUGUUGUUAUUUCAGACAUCUGAACUGUUGAAGAAAAUGUUUCUCAUGUUUUUUUCUCUCUCUUUGUGCUUCACUUCUCUGGUUGGUGUGUUUGGUGAUGAAGUGAAGUCAGUGUCUGUGAUGGAGGGAGAUUCUCUUACUCUACACACUGAUACUGAAAUACUGAGUGCUCAUCAGAUACUGUGGAGGUUUGAAACUGAUGGGACUCUCAUAGCUAAAAUCAAUAAAGACACCAAUAAGACCUCAAUAUAUGAUGAUGUUCUUGAUGGGAGAUUCAGAGACAGACUGCAGGUGAAUAAUCAGACUGGAGAUCUCACCAUCACAAACAUCACAACUCAACACACUGGACUUUAUCAACUGACCAUCAGCAGCAGACAGACGACCUCACACACAUUCAAAGUUACUGUCUACGCGCGUCCGCCCGUUCCUGAUAUCAGAGCUCUCACCUUAAUUGUGAUCUGUUGUGCUGUUGUUGGAUCUCUGAUGAUUGUAGCGUCAGUUCUGACCUUCUGGAUCUGGAAACUCAGAAACACAUUGCAACUGGUUCAAACCAGAGAAGAGGAAAUCACUUAUGCGGAUCCAAUAUUCUCUAAAAGAGCAGCAAAUAAACCGGGAUCUGAGAAUGAGGUGGUGUAUGCAAGAGUAAAUAGAUGAUAAACAAACUCUCUGUGAUUCUCAGAUCAACUUUCAGAUCUAUGAUCAUCUUCAGUUUCUGUUAGAACUUCAGUGUCUCAGUGUUUGUGAGUUUAAAAAGUUUCUCAUGAACAGAGUUUUGUAUAAUAUUACAUAAAGGGAUUAUUACAUUUGAGACGUCUGUCUUCUCUCUCACUUAAAGAUCUGUUACUCCUCCAUCACAUUCACAAGGUUAAACCUCAUGUUAACAUCCAAAAAUGCAACUAUAGGACAAUUAAAUAACAUUGAUAGACAGCAUUUUAAAGAAAGAUUAAACUGUAAAACAUUAUCAGAAACACUGUGAUCUAAAUUUAAAUUAAUUACUAAGAGUGUAGAUAUGACCUAAGAGUCAUAGUGGUUUUAAAACACAAAGCAUGACUUUUUUAUUUUUGUCACUGUAUGCAUGUGACACUUUAAGAGCUUCACUUCUGAGUUGACGUUAACCCUGAUGUAGAAAGAAAUGUGGUUUUGUUCUGUUGGUGGACAUGAGAGAUGUGCUUGUGGUAGACUAUUAGUAGCUGUUUAUGUGUAUGUGAGAGGUGAGAGUCAGCUCACUUGACUCUCGUGCUCUCUGUAAGACCUUCUCUGAUCUUCUUUGUGCACCCGCCCCAAUGACGAUUUGGAUUUUUUUGUGAAGUUCUCUGCGCCGCCCCCUCUUGCACAUGUUCAAACUCUUGAUACAUGUUCGCUUCCCUCUUUUUCUCCCUUAUCUGCAUCGAAUGUUUCAAAGAUCUUUGCUUCUAACAACCCAACUACCUGCCUGUUAGAUUCCAUACCAACCCAUCUCCUUCAGGCCAUUUCCCCAUUGAUUAUUGCUGCUCUCAUGCACAUUAUUACAUUAUCACUUUCCACUGGUACAUUCCCCACUGAUAACCCUGCUACUAAAAAGCCCACACUUAAUCCUGCAAUGUUAGAGAACUACAGACCCAUAUCUCUCCUUCCCUUUAUUGUCAAGACACUUGAAGGUGUAUUUUUGACCAGCUCUCCUCCUUCUGCACACAAAAUCACCUCCUGAACAGCAACCAGUCUGGUUUCAAGAGUGGUCACUCUCCUGAAACUGCACUGAUCUCAGUCAUUGAAGCCCUAAGGCAGGCAAGGGCGGCCUCCAAAUCAUUUGUACUGAUCCUACUGGAUCUAUCUGCCACUUUUGACACUGUCAAUCUCCACAUCCUCUUGUUGACCCUGAAGGCUAUGGUUGUCUUUGGUACAGCGCAACUGUGGUUCAGGUCUUCCCUCUCAGGUAGGUCAUUUAGAGUAUCCUGGAAGGGUGACGUCUCAGAACCCCAAUGUCUCAGUACUGGGGUACCUCAAGGCUCAGUGCACGGACCACUGCUCUUUUCUAUAUACAUGACAUCAUUGGGUUCUCUGUCAUUCAGAAACAUGGCUUUUCUUACCACUGCUAUGUGGAUGACACACAAAUACACCUGAUCAGGUUAGUUUCACAGAGCAUGUUGCCAGCACUGCCCGCUCUAGUAGAUUCAUCCUUAACAGACCUUAGACCUAAAUAAAGUACUGAACCCAUCAAGACUAAUAAAUAAAAGAUUCAAUCAAAGUGAUAACUGUGAGGUAUUACUUUAAGACUCAUAUUUAAAGACAUGUUUAUGAUUUAUGUUUUUUAAAUUCUUCCCAAACUGUGGGCAAUAGCGCUACUGCAGUGGGCCAUAUUCUGGACUAGAGAUUCGCCGAUAUAUCUGUUUUCCAAAAUUUUCUCAGAUAUUUGAGCAUUUUCCCAUUAUCGGUAUCGGUUUUGUAAAAAAGGAUUGACCAAUAAACACAGCCAUUGUGCAUGCUGGACUGCCAUUUCAUUACAGCAUCCGAGAAGAGGACACAACAACAAAAACUACAACAAUGUGCACAGCAAAUAUGACGGCAGAAUGACACGACUUCCUUAAGAAAACUUUGAGUAUACUUAAUUUGCCUUAAUUAAUCAAUUUUAUUUAACUUCCCAGCUAUUAAUGUACAGAUGAAAUGUGUUAUAUUCGCUUGAUAUGCACUGUUUGCAGCUAGUCUAAGAACUCCCGAAGUCACAUAAGUUAGACUGAUCCAUCAAAUUCUGUCCCAAUAACGACGUAGAUUUACAUGAAUGAAACAGCCAUGAAUGAAUGCGUGUGGGAAACAAAAACGCUGAAUUAAAUACGUUCUCUGUUACUUAUGCUCAUCAUUAGCCUUGCAAAAUCACUUUCAUAUUGCUGUUCACUCACCAAGUGCCACCACAUGUAGCUAAUUUUAAACAAGAUUUACCCUAAGUUAUAUUAACAUUUACAAGAUAAACAUUAUUUCUCUAAAACAUCUAAAUAAAGAUCUGUGGAAAUUAAUUAAUUAAUUAUUUUCUCCGCAAGCUAUCACAGUUUGAUACAGUUAAUGCAUGUGUAAAUGCAUACAGUAGAUAAACAGCGCUUUGUCAACAGCUAUUAUAUAAG
Molecule: messenger RNA, 3321 nt
Organism: Paramisgurnus dabryanus
Lineage: Eukaryota; Metazoa; Chordata; Actinopteri; Cypriniformes; Cobitidae
Source: RefSeq, a predicted model, not a curated record